Molecule: messenger RNA, 5392 nt
Organism: Musca domestica (house fly)
Lineage: Eukaryota; Metazoa; Arthropoda; Insecta; Diptera; Muscidae
Product: trafficking kinesin-binding protein milt
Exons: 6
Coding region: 351-4016 (1221 amino acids)
Source: RefSeq, a predicted model, not a curated record
GUUUAUUUUUGUUUUGUAAUACAUUUUGAUAUAAAACGGGAUUGAAACUUAAAGGCGAACACUAUACAUUUCGAAGUUUUUACGUUUGUAUACACAGAAUAAAAAAACCUUAACAGCUAACGUCAUCGCUCGAAUAGAUGUGAUGCAGUCCCAGAUUUCGAUCAUCUUGAAAUUUUUGUACACCAUCGCAAGUCAGUAUGACGGUUGAGUAUAUCAGCUCAAAAAUUCUUUAUAUAAAAAUAUAAAAUUUCUUACGAAAAAUGUGAUUUUGAAAAAUUGACAUUUCAAAAUAUAGCUGAUAAAAAAUACCGUAAACAAUUAGAAAAUUCCGGAAAAUAUGUGCAUAAAUUAUGGCAAACAGCGAAAAAGAUUUGUGUGUUGAAAAUAUAACGGCAUGUACUGAAAACAAAUAUGGCGAUGCAGAUGUUGUCUCGAAAAAGCGAAAAUUACAUAAGAUCCUGGAGGAGAACGAAAUUGUCCUUGAAUGUAUUGAAUCGGGCAAGUCAGACGAGGAAACACUGUAUUCCAACUUUCAUAAACACGCCAACGAAAAUUGUCUUCAUAGUUCAUUUGUUGACGACGAUCCAAAAGCCAAAAACUAUAAUACAGAAGAAAUGCCAUCACGAUUAGAUUCAGCCUGCGCGAUUCCGAAUAGUAAAGCAACAUGUGCCAAAACUAGAGUUGUUUUUGUUUCAAAUAAGCCAUCUGUUUCCAGUAAAGGCUUUGAGAAUAGCUUUAAAAUUCUGCAGCAACAGAUUGAGAACAAGUCCCAACAUUUGUCUAAUUAUAUGAGCCACCCGAUAUUCUUGUCUCUCGCGAAAAAGGAGCCCAGAGAAGAUGAUCCAAGUCGUCUAGAAUUGGAGUUGGAGGCAAUGCAGCGCCUUCAGAGCGUAGUACACAAGUUAGAAUCUGGACAAAAACAUAAUGUACCAACUUCGUUGUUGGCUUUGUUUCAUGCAUUCGUGUUGAAGAAUUCAUCAAAGCAAGACCUUACCGAUGAUUCAAGUCAUUCCUGUGUUUCGGAUCAACAACUGAAAUUAAUAAAUAGCGGUUUUUCUUCAGAUCUUAUGUAUUAUAUUGGAAGAGAUCCGGAUGGUAGAAAAUGUCUAAAAACAAAGAAAAUUUUGAAUCAAGAAGUUCUAUGUGGUAAUCGUGUAAGUCAAAUGACCCGUGCAUAUGAUGAUAUUGAGGCUGUCACACGCCUUCUCGAAGAAAAAGAGAAGGAUUUGGAGUUGACGGUACAAAUAGGGAAAGAAUUGUUGACGCAGAAUAAUGCAUUAGAAAAUAGAAUAGCCGAUUUAGAAGCUGAAUUAAAAUCAGCUAAUGAGGACCGUUCGCAGUUGCUACAUGAGCUACACAAGAAAAAUGAACUGAUAGCUGUUUUAACAAAUGAUUGUGAGGAUUCUAGUGAUAAUGAUACCCCAACCUUCUCCAAGUCCAUCACUUUGGAUUUAUUACAAAAGAAGAUUGCUUCACUUCAGGAUGAAAACAAGUCACUUAAAUAUGAAGCAUCUCAAUUGGCCUGUCAGACAGAUGAGGUUGAGGCUCAGGAGCGGAGGCUUAUGGACGAUAUAGCAUCACAGCUAAACGACGUCAAUCAGCAGUUCGAAGGACUUAGCUUAGAACUGGAAAGGCAACGUGAGGAGAAUCGUUUGCAGCAUGAACAAAUAGUAAGCUUAACUUCGCGAUUGGCAGAAGCUGAAAUGAAACUUCAUCAACUGACACACGACAACGAUGAACAUAUUACACUUCUAAAUAUUACAAAGGAGAACCAAAAUAGUCUGGCAUUAGAACUGGUUGAAUUCAAGCAAAGAUAUCAAGAGGUCUUGGCUCUUUUGCAAGAAGCACAGGAACAGUUACGAAAACAACGAAAGAAAACUAUGCCUCAAGCUCGUAGUUCCUUCAUGUCUUCAAUUUUGCAGCCGGACUCCUUGCAGUCAGAAUUGAUGGAGUCAUCUCUAUAUUCAGAAAAUAGUCUUGAUUCUGGAAUAUCAGGUGAUAAUCAAAGAAUAAAUGAUCGAAUUGGUCGUUUGAUGUCAAAUCAACCGAACACAUCAUGUGGAGUGGCCUACAAUGGCACAAUGAGUACGGUUUAUGGAGGCGGGGGUUUACUGCAGCCAUACAAGAGAGUAUUUGAUACUGUUCGGUGUGCAACCAAAAGCGGAAACUUUGCUGAUUUGGACAGUACUUCAAUGACACACCUUGGAGCGAUGUCUAUGAGCACAGCAUCAGGCCCACGCAUGUCUACUAUGGCUAUUGGAAGUACAUUAACCUCCUCCAACAACACUUUUGGCGCUGAAAAUAAUGGUAUGGGCGAUAAAACAAUAUCCUGUGAAAGUUUAGCUUCUCAAUCUGAAGAUGGUUAUCCCUUGCAACCAUCAGGGGUUCCUGGAGCUCCCGGCGCAAAGGAACUUGAGGCUGCUUUAAAGAGACUUACUCCAGCAGAAGUACUUGCUCGAAGGGCUAUGCUUUCAUACGCACCUGCUGGUACAUAUAAUUAUGACGAUGUUCAAACUACAACUGCAUUUCCAAUGGGACUGCGCACACCAGACAGCAUUAUGUCGACCGGAUCAUCUGGUAUUUCCUCAUCAACUAACAUGUCAUCCUCUGUACAUCAGUGGCGAUUACCAGAAAAGCUGCAAAUAGUAAAACCUAUUGAAGGUUCACAUACAUUGCAUCAUUGGUCACAGUUGGCUACACCUACCCUGAGUGGUCUUUUGGAAGAAAGACCCGGUGUGACAAUUCGCGGGGGGCGAGGACUUGACGAUUUAGGUAUGCAGGUAUACACUUUGUCAGACGUUGAAGAAGACAUAAGCGAAGAGUUACCUGGCAAGCAGUAUGAAGCGUCUGGAUGUACAUAUACAUUCACGACUAGUAUGGUAAUGCAUCCCGACGAUGGUAUAUCAACAGAUCUUUCAUUUUUAUCACAGUCCCAAGUAUCUUCAAGAACUGCAUCGGCAUCAACGUCUCGACAGCCAAGCUGCCCACCAACACCAAGAGCUGGUCUUUCGCGCAAAAAUUCCUGUUCAACAUUCUCGGUAAAUUUAGGCUUAGCGUCUAUGUUGAAUGAGCGAGGUAUCAAAGCUGUAACUCCAAGCGCCUUAAAUACACCUGCUGGGCCAAACUUUUCGCCAACUGUAACACCCUGCAAUAGUCCUGAGGGGUCUCCUACGCGAUCCAUGUCUCCGGAACCACUAUUUGGACUACUUUCAUCAGGAGCUGAAUUGAUUCGACGCAAACUAGUGGGCGGUGAUAUAGAAAGGCCUAACCGCAAUCAACAGCAAAAGCAGCAAAAAAUUAUGUUAACAAGGCUUGAGAGGCGAGCUUUAAGGUCCCUGCGUCUGGUUGAAAGGGUUGAAAGCAUAGGUUUAGAAAAUAUAAUAACUACACAACCAAACACAAUGUCCCAGUUGGCUAGCGGAAUAGCAAAUCGGAGUGCAAGUCCAAUGGCUCAACUAACAAGCCUUAAAAAUAUCCAUACAAAUUCAAACAAUAUAGUAAGCGAUUUACAUUUCAAUAGAGACCACAUAAAGGAUGUGCUUCAUAAAGGUCUUAAUUCACAAAGCAAUCUUCCACCAUCAUCAAGUUUAAAAGAGACGGCUCCAGUUUCCAAACUAAUAAAUUCUGAACUAAAUAUUCAAAAUAGGGAGGGGAUACCGCCAGCGGAUCAUGAAGUGGAUGCACAAAAAACUAUUGUGAACAGAACAACUUCUGAUGUGGGCAUUUCAAACGUCCGAGCCAAACAAAUGCAACGGCAAAAGUCAAGGCGAAAUCUCAAAAACGGCCAAAGACCUGACUUGGGUACCAUUGGCGGACGAGUGCGUACUGAUUUGGGACAUGUGUCUCCUAAACAGUCGGAUCAAUCUACCAGCAGUAUACAUAAGACUUCGUCUAGUUCGAAAAGAAAUUCUACCCCAGAAAAACCAGAAGCUAAAGAAGCUCAGCAAAGUAUUGCACAAUCUUUUGUGGGUACAGUGAGUUCCUUAUUAUUUGGUCGCAAAGGAGGUUGGCUGUAAAUAGCUAAAUCACAAUGUGUAAACACACACAAAAUACGUUUGUUUUUCGGCCUUUUGGCUGCUAAAAAAUAGAUCGAAGCAUCAAAAUCUGUCUAACAGCUUCAUCCCCUAGCCAGUACACUGCUGUAUAGUCCGUUAGACGCGGAGUCAUUUAAAAUAGCAUUUUGAGAUUUACAUUAUACAUUCAAUUGUAUAAGAAAGUUUAACAUAUCUCAAAGCUGAGAUAACAUGCACUUAUUUUUACAAUUUGUUUUAAAUUCGAAGUGUGAACCGCUGUUUAUCAUAGUUGUACUGUGAUUACGUAGUUAGUUAUUCCUGUAACAAUCGUGUGCCCCAUUUUCAUUCUUUCGUUAAGCAUACGUAGAUACGUAUAAACAGCGACCGGUGCUACUCCCCAAAAACUUAUGUUAAUUCUUAUUUCUUUUAGUUAUGAUAGCUGUCAAAUUUUAUCCUGCCUGAAGAAUAUGCACCACAACUAUUUUUAACCCCCAAGAAAAUGGAAUGUGAGGAAUGCACAAGCGUGGCAAAAAGCACCGACUAACGUUUUUCUUUACGCUCUCAGUUCAGAUAAUUUUCUUUUCGGUCAUUCUAAAUUUUAGCGUUAAUAAUUUUGCUUCCAAAUUUAUUUAAAGAUGAAGAGACUUGGUCGGUAUUGCUUGCCAACUUCAAUUAAGAACACAGUACAUUGUGCUAAUUAUUAUCUCUUUAAUCAUUUCUAGUCCAGCAUUGUAUAUCCAAACUAUGCGUAUUUUUAAUCUUGUUACUUUUUAACUCAUGUUUCAAAAGAAAUUUUACCGAUAAUAUAUAUUUUUGUAAGGUACAAUACUUGUGUAUAUAAGGUAGUUGAAUACUGAUGGCUGCUUGCGUUUCUUCUUUCAAGUUAAUUGAAACUUGUUUCAAGUCAAGUUUCAAAAAUAUAAUAUGUCAUACCUGUUAACAAAAGUCUAAACUACCUUACUUAAUUUAAGUUGUGCGUUUGCCAAAUGCCUUUCUAUAAAAUUAAACUGACAAAUAAAAAUACCAAUUGAAACGAAGCACCUAUGUUUCUUUUAUCCAAAUUUUAUUUAAGUAUGUAAUAGUUAAAAUUAAGAUCUGAAAACAAAGAUUCUGGCGACCUCUCUCUCUCUUUCAAUUUACUGACCACAUAGCUAAAACAUCAAUCGAAAUUAUUAUGUAGUUUUUUGUUAUAAACUACAAAACUAUAGUUGAAUUUUGUGAACCUUUUACAUAUUAGUUUGUGAGCUUAAAGUUAAGAUGCGCAAUGCAACAACUGUAAAAACGUGAAGAUACUAUUAUAAUGUGUAGAAAGUCGACAGAAAAGUCGAUAAAGUUUAAAAUUAUUUUUAUGCAAUAAAAUAUUGUUGAAACUAUAAUAA